UAAAGUCGAGAGCGGAAUGAUCUCGAUGUCCAGCGGAUUUGCAACAAUGUUGCGAAAAUGGAAAGUGACGUCGCACCGCCGAAUGCCCCACCAACUAGAUUCACUUAAUUCAAUAAAAAACGCUCACAUUAGAGCGAAGUGGAUGGCGUUCUGUUUGGAUGUCGACAGUGCAGUUUGAAAACAACAUUCACCGCAGGCGAUCGGAAUCGCAAUCUCGGCUCGACAAUAAUGCCUCGUGGCAUCUGUAAUCUUCAUCGGAUCGUGCUCCUCUGCCUAUGCUUUUUGAUUUUCGGCGAUCUCAUCUACAUAGCCGCCCAAAGAAGCACUGCGGGAAAGACGGAGCGUCGCAACUACACGGGCAAAAAACCCGUGGUCAUCCAGCACCGAUCACAGGAUGCAGUUAACUAUUAUGAUCAUGAAAAUGGCGCCAAGAUCAUAAAGUCUUCGCAUUUCGAAUUGGAUUACACCCUGGGACGCAAGAUCACUUUCUUUUGCAUGGCUCAAGGCAAUCCUCGACCGACCAUUACCUGGUUUAAGGAUGGCGCAGAACUCUACCAGCACCGAUUCUUUCAGGUACACGAAUCUCAUAUAGAAGCGAAUAUUGUUAAAUCCAAAAUGGAAAUCGAUCCAACCACCCAAAUGGAUGCUGGUUUCUACGAGUGUCAAGCGGACAAUAUCUACGCCAUCGAUCGUCGAGGUUUUCGCACGGACUACGUUAUGGUUAACUUUUAAAAAAAACCCACUUUUCACCCAUUACGAAACAGUAAAGCUGAGAUCUAACUAUAAACUACAAUGCUUUCAAUACAAUUAAAUAAAAAUAUUUAAAAAUA
Molecule: messenger RNA, 830 nt
Organism: Drosophila sechellia
Lineage: Eukaryota; Metazoa; Arthropoda; Insecta; Diptera; Drosophilidae
Product: immunoglobulin domain-containing protein oig-4
Exons: 5
Coding region: 229-732 (167 amino acids)
Biological process (GO): homophilic cell-cell adhesion; synapse organization
Cellular component (GO): neuronal cell body; axon; plasma membrane
Molecular function (GO): axon guidance receptor activity
Source: RefSeq, a predicted model, not a curated record